Molecule: messenger RNA, 1840 nt
Organism: Synchiropus splendidus (mandarinfish)
Lineage: Eukaryota; Metazoa; Chordata; Actinopteri; Syngnathiformes; Callionymidae
Gene: psmd3
Product: proteasome 26S subunit, non-ATPase 3
Exons: 12
Coding region: 134-1678 (514 amino acids)
Biological process (GO): ubiquitin-dependent protein catabolic process; regulation of protein catabolic process
Cellular component (GO): proteasome regulatory particle, lid subcomplex; proteasome complex
Molecular function (GO): protein binding; enzyme regulator activity
Source: RefSeq, a predicted model, not a curated record
GCUCUCCUCCCACAAGCCUUUGCGCUGCUCGAAUCUGCUCAGUCAUUGUGCAUCUACCACUGUGUUGUUUCUGUAGCCGACUGCGAAGUUCUGUAUUACUGAUCCAAACCAAGAUCUUCGUCUCCGAUACACGAUGAAGGAGACUACGGCCAAACGACGAGAGAAAGCCGCAGGACGGGACUCUAAAGCCGAAAAGCUCAAAGAGCCGGAGCCGCAGGAUGUUGAGAUGCCGGAGGAGGAUGCAGCUAACGCGGCUAAACCAAAAGAGCUGGACAGUCUGACUCUGGACGACAUCCGGGAACAUGUGAAGCAGAUCGAGCGGGCAGUAUCAGGAAAGGAGCCUCGCUUUGUGAUGAGAGCUCUGCGGGCGCUGCCGUCCACCAGCCGACGUCUCAAUGCCACCGUCCUGCACAAGUCCAUCACUGGCUUCUUCACCUCCAACACGUCCACCAGGGAUUUUCUGCUGGGCUUCCUGGAGGAGCCGAUGGACUUGGCGGAUGGAGACCUUCAGUUUCGACCCCGGACCGGGAAGUCUGCGUCAACUCCUCUCCUGCCGGAGGUGGAGGCGUACCUGCAACUGUUGCUGGUGGUGUACCUGACUCACAAUCAGAGGUACACUCAGGCCCAGAAGGUUUCUGACGACCUCCUUCAGAAAAUCAGCUCAAAGAACCGACGGGCUUUGGACCUGGUGGCUGCCAAGUGUUACUACUACCAUGCCAGAGUUUAUGAGUUCCUGCAGCAGUUCCACACCAUCCGCAGCUUCCUCCACACCCGUCUGCGAACCGCUACUCUGCGUCACGACUUCGAUGGACAGGCUGUCCUGCUCAACCUGCUGCUGAGAAACUACCUGAGCUACAACCUGUAUGACCAGGCGGAGAAGCUGGUGUCCAAGUCUGUGUUCCCUGAGCUCGCCAACAACAACGAGUGGGCCCGCUACCUCUACUACACCGGUCGGAUCAAGGCCAUACAGCUGGAGUAUUCAGAAGCUCGCCGCACCCUCACCAACGCGCUGAGGAAAGCUCCUCAACACACUGCUGUGGGAUUCAAACAGACGGUUCACAAGCUCCUGGUCGUGGUGGAGUUGUUGUUAGGAGAAAUUCCAGACAGGCUUCAGUUCCGCCAGCCAUCUCUCAAGCGAUCCCUGAUGCCGUACUUCCUGUUGACCCAGGCGGUGAGAACGGGGAACUUGGCCAAGUUCAAUCAGGUGUUGGAGCAGUUUGGCGGGAAGUUCCAGACGGACGGCACCUACACGCUGAUCAUCCGCCUGAGACACAACGUCAUCAAGACUGGCGUGAGGAUGAUCAGUCUGUCCUACUCCCGGAUCUCUCUGGCCGACAUCGCCCAGAAGCUGCAGCUGGACAGUCCGGAGGACGCCGAGUUCAUUGUUGCUAAGGCGAUCCGUGACGGGGUGAUCGAGGCCAGCAUUAACCACGAGAAAGGCUUUGUCCAGUCGAAAGAGACCAUGGACAUCUACGGAACCAGAGAACCUCAGCUGGCCUUUCACCAGAGAAUCUCUUUCUGUCUGGACAUACACAACAUGUCUGUGAAGGCCAUGAGGUUUCCACCGAAAGCUUACAACAAAGACCUGGAGUCAGCAGAGGAGCGUCGGGAACGAGAGCAGCAGGAUCUUGAGUUUGCCAAAGAGAUGGCGGAAGACGACGAUGACAGUUUCCCAUGAUGCUCUCUGCUGAAGACCCACUCUCUUUUCGUGUGCUUGUGCGCGUGCAUUGUGUCGUUUGUGCGAGUGUGUGACAUGCAUGGUAACUUCCUCCUCCGCUCUCCAGUUCAGAUUCCACCUGUCUGGACUCUUGGAACAAUAAAGUUUCUGGAAAUUGGAGCC